GCUCCGCGGUGACGUCACAUUCCAGUAUGUGCAGCUGAGUCGCAGUUUGGUCAGAAGAGGUCAAAUAUCCCCCAAACCCACCCAAAGGCUGCCAGUUCAACAAGAGAUCAGCCGCUGCUGACGGAUCAUCUCCACGAAAAUGGGCAACUGUCAACCCACAGUUUUUCCCUAUGAAGAUUUUGAUGUUGUUGCUGACAUCAAGGCCAUUCGCAAAGCCUGCAAGGGGUUAGGAACUGAUGAGCAGGCUAUUAUUGACAUCCUGGCAAACCGGAGUUCAGCUCAGCGUCAGGAAAUUAAACAGGCCUAUUUUGAAAAAUAUGAUGACGAAUUGGUGGAUGUGUUGAAGAAAGAGCUGUCAGGGAACUUUGAGAAGGCUGUCCUUGCCAUGCUGGAUCCGCCGGUUAUCUAUGCUGUGAAGGAGCUCAGGAAGGCAAUGAAAGGUCCGGGCACUGAUGAGGACGUCUUGGUGGAGCUCCUCUGCACCGCUACAAAUGCUGACAUUGCCAUGUUCAAGGAAUGCUACUUUCAGGUGCACGAGCGUGAUCUUGAAGCCGAUAUCGAGGGAGAUACGAGCGGGGAUGUUAGAAACCUUCUCACAGCUCUUUUGCAGGGCAACAGAGAUGAGAGUUAUGAGGUGGAUGAGAAUUUGGCUGAACAAGAUGCUAUUGCCCUGUUUGAGGCUGGUGAAAGCCGUUUUGGGACAGACGAAUCCACUUUCACCUACAUCCUGGCCACCAGAAAUUACCUGCAGCUCCAGGCCACCUUCAAGAUAUAUGAGCAGCUCUCUGGAACAGAAAUCCUCGAUGCCAUUGAGAACGAGACUGGAGGGACACUGAAAAAAUGCUACACUGCUCUCGUAAGAGUUGCCAAGAAUCCCCAGCUUUACUUUGCGAGACGUGUGAACAAAGCGAUGAAAGGAGCAGGCACUGAUGAGGACACCCUGAUUCGCAUUAUUGUGUGUCGCUCCGAGUAUGAUUUGGAGACCAUCAAGGACAUGUACCUGGAGAAGUAUGAUGUGUCCCUUAAGGACGCCCUGAGGGACGAGUGCAGCGGUGACUUUAAGCGCCUCCUUCUCGCUAUCUGCCACUGAAAGCCAGAGAGGCAGGCAGGAAGGACGCGGGUUGUCUGGUUAACAAACUAACUUUACCCGGUCUCUCUGUAUGAUAUUGUGACCAGAGCAGGAGGGUAGUGGGGCGAUUAAAUAAUUAACUUGGCUCGUGUCUUGUCCAAACUGACUUACUGUUAAUGUGGUUGGCUCUCUAUUUUACCUCCUUCACAGACGCUGACCUUGAUUCUCUUACUUAGAACUUAUCAGUGAGUGAAGCUGUGUCUCACAAUUACUGCCCAUUUCUUAGUCAAUUUUUAAUCUUUAAUUAACCAGCAUUUAUAUAGUGGCCAGUAUAAAGCACCAAGAUUUCUACAACACAAACAGGAGCCAGCUGUAGUCACACUGAAUCAAUUAGAUCGAGCGUGGUGUGAUCAGGUGGCUUAAGACUUGAUAAGAUAAUGACGUUAAAAACAUAAGACCCGUAUUUACUUCACUACCUGAUUCUCUUGCAUUCACUAAUCUAUUAAGACUUUCAUGUAAGUAUUAUGCUUCUUUAGAUCAAAUACUUCUUUGAAGUUUUUCAGCCUCCGUGCCCCAAACUGUGCCUGUUAUAACUAAUGCAAUCAGUCAGCAUGGCUUUGUGCUUUUAAAUGAAGAAAUGUGAAAUUUCGAGUUGAAGGAGUAUUAGCUGGCAUUAUGAAGGCUAUGCAAUGCAAUGGACUUGAAUCUGAACUGUUCUCACAGCAGCGGUUAUAUAUUUUAUCAGUUUCUCAUUGAAAUAAAUUAUAUAUUGAUAUAUAUUUAGUUGCAAAAAAAAGGAAUUGACAAAUCCAAAUACACCUCUCCUUGUUAUACAUGUAUUUUAUUUUUUUUUAAUAUUUUAUGACUAACAAAGAAGAGUGUUUAAUACGGAGCAUUAUUUAGCAUACUGCUUAGAAUAGACCAGAGGGUGUGUGAAAAGAAAUCUGAUCGUGAUGUUCAGGUUGAUUUUUAACAUGUGGAGAAUCUGAUGUCUGUGUCACUUGUGUGUCCGUUAAUGGCAGCUGAGAUUUAUUCUUAUGAGUGACCACUAUUAUAAACAUAUUGCAAAAAGAUACUCAAAUGACUUACAGCACAUGAGAUAGUCACAGCAUCAGUCUGCUUAUUAGCUUCUAUAUAGCCAAAGAAUUUUAGUCUUACUGCUAAUAAAGUUUCCUUUAAUGUCA
Molecule: messenger RNA, 2253 nt
Organism: Pundamilia nyererei
Lineage: Eukaryota; Metazoa; Chordata; Actinopteri; Cichliformes; Cichlidae
Gene: anxa13
Product: annexin A13
Exons: 11
Coding region: 140-1090 (316 amino acids)
Cellular component (GO): cytoplasm; nucleus; plasma membrane
Molecular function (GO): phosphatidylserine binding; calcium ion binding; calcium-dependent phospholipid binding
Source: RefSeq, a predicted model, not a curated record